Molecule: messenger RNA, 1183 nt
Organism: Schizosaccharomyces japonicus yFS275
Lineage: Eukaryota; Fungi; Ascomycota; Schizosaccharomycetes; Schizosaccharomycetales; Schizosaccharomycetaceae
Product: ribosomal protein subunit L36
Exons: 1
Coding region: 110-784 (224 amino acids)
Biological process (GO): translation
Cellular component (GO): ribosome
Molecular function (GO): structural constituent of ribosome
Source: RefSeq, a predicted model, not a curated record
CUUUUUCACGCGACGCGUCUUUUCAUUUAUACAUCGUUCGUUAUUCGUUUUUUUUUAUCAACACGUGAAAACAAAAACCUCGGCUUUAACAAAUCCCGUUUUGUAUAUAAUGAACAGCAAUCUGCUGCUUUCACGCCACAGUUUGCUGUACUCCUCACAGCUGUUUGUAUUUUUCAAUUCUGGUUUUGCCGGAUUUCGCUCGUCUUACAAUCCAUUGAUUGCUCGAAACUUGUUCACGAUGACUAUAAAAAAAUGGCCCGUAGUCGGUAAGGCACACAGACUCGCUGUUCGUGCCAUCCACAUUCCUUUCCACGUCAUCCAUAUGCCUGGACGUGCUGCUCAUGCAGUAAUUACACCGGCUCAGCACAAGGAAUACCAGCAGCCUAACAUGCCGGCUGAUUACACGGAGCAGACGCAGCAAUUGCAGCCCGGUCAGGUUCAGGACCAAGCUCAGGUUCAGACUCAGACUCAGACUCGACCAGAGCAGCAAUUGCGGGUCCAGCCAGAAGGACAGCCAGAAGUGCACUUGGACAGUAGACCAGAGUUGAAGCAAGAGUUGAAGUCAGAGGGACAACUAGAUGGUCAACUUGAUGGUCAAUUAGAGGGUCAAGCAUAUGCUCAAUCGCAAGUCCAGUCACAAUCACAAUUAGAACAGCAGCAGCGUGAGUACCAUGUUCAGCCGGCUGUUAAGAGACGCUGUGCUCAUUGCUACGUCGUGAGACGUGACGGUGUUCUGUACAUCCAGUGUACGAAGAAUCCUAGUCACAAGGCCCGUCAAGGAUAAAUAUAUAUUUCUUACUUGGAGCAUCGGUCAUUGUUUUUUUUGCGCUAACAGGAGCAAUUGGACUCUUUUCAACAUUUUUGCACAUCUGUUUUGACCGUAUACUGUUAUAACAGUGGUUUCAAGAGCUUUUAUAGUCUCGGAUGGACGAAGAACUGUAUGUUAAGUAUCAAAGUGGAAACCUUGCGAACGGGACUUUUAGAAGCUGGACGUGACUUACUCGAAUCCUUCAUGUGCUCAUGCUCAAUUACUAAAGUUUUAUUUCUUACGGAUGCAACUGGUUGCAUCACCUGUGUUUUACUAAUGCCAUUGUUGUCUUCAUGGUUUUUAUCACCCGUUCUCUCUUUUUCUUCGAAACCUUCCUUCAGCUCUUCCACGGCUUUUUAAUUCACUGGGGUUGUU